This is a messenger RNA of Gavialis gangeticus (Gharial), 1205 nucleotides long. RefSeq lists its product as uncharacterized. The coding region runs from base 497 to 1117 and encodes 206 amino acids. The transcript is spliced from 9 exons. The record is from RefSeq and is a predicted model, not a curated record. Lineage: Eukaryota; Metazoa; Chordata; Crocodylia; Gavialidae.
UCCUCAUCUAUAAGAGAAAAUUCUGAAAGUACAUAUUGGUAUGUUUAAAUGGAUGGGCUGACUACAUGGUUGUAUAGGAAGAGCUGUAAUAUAGGUUUUUCAGCUCAUUUUGUUGUCUCUGCACAAAGCAAAAUUUUCAGUAUUAUUACCAGAAGUAUUAUAGUGGUACCUACAGGUCCCAGUUAAAAAAUAAUUCAGUUCUAAUUUACAAGGAAGUACACUUUUAUCUGAGAGUUUUAAAACAAAGGAGGAGGUUUAUUAACAAUUCUAUUAUAUAUUUUUUUUCUUUCUUAACAGGAAACUCACAUUAUUCUCUUCGUGGCCAGCAGAAAAAAUAGACUUUCUUGUUCAUUGCUCCCUACGGAGAUUUUACAGGACAGGAACUACUGUUGUCCCAGACAGCUUGAACUCUUACUUCUUAGUAGUUGUAAAAUCAGGUCGAUGUCUGGUAGCAACACAACUAAAUCAAGAGAGAAUUUCUGCACGCUCCAGUGAAAUGCACAGUUUUUCUUCUGUUCAUAAAAAAUUUAUUGCACUGUCUUUGUUAGAAGAAAAGAAGGAUUUCACUUGGAGGCUCUUGAAAAGACCUGCUGGGCUUUCACAUAAAUCCUAUUCGGCAACUCAUAGAACCAGCUGUAACCAAAUACCUAGAAGACUGAGGCCGCAGACUGCUGCAGUAUCAUGUUAUUCACUCAGAGAGAGAAAAUCCCCCAGUGAUCUGGAACAGAAAGAACCAAGUGAAAGAGAUCAUCAGAUGAGGAAAGUCAUCAAGAAACAAAAGGUAGCUUCAUCAGCUCCUCUGUUCCUGAAGACCUGGGCUCUGGAACAAGAGGGCAUUUUUGGCUUGGCUGAAACAAUGGACAAAUUUUGUGGCCUGAAGUUCAGCUUGAUCAGUGAAGGAGCAGAGUGCAUUUUUAUUCCCAAAAAAAUUUUUCUUGAGAAAGCACCUGACAAAUCCAAGAGAGCAGCUCUUGAGCUGGUGAGCACCUUUCCCACCAAGAAGAUGAUUAGAGAGAGUUACACCAGGCAGCAGGCUUGGAGCACCUACAAGGCCAAAGUUGUGGGAGAGCAGAUCAAGAGAUGCACUAGACCAACUUCAGCUCGUUUUUGUUUUUAAAGGCAACUGAUUGUAGUUGAUUAAUUUAUGGCUAGGUACUUCUUCCUUUAAUAAAUUAGAUAAUGAUGCUUUAUGCCAGGGCUGUCCA